Paramecium tetraurelia is the source of this 910-nucleotide messenger RNA. RefSeq lists its product as uncharacterized. The record is from RefSeq and is a predicted model, not a curated record. Lineage: Eukaryota; Ciliophora; Oligohymenophorea; Peniculida; Parameciidae. The transcript is spliced from 4 exons.
AUGAGUAAAUUAAUAUAAUUGGCAUUCAAACCUCAGUAUUUUGCCACAAGAGUGCAAUCAAUCAAUAGCAAAGCCAAGGUAUUCACUGCUAUUGAUUUUUAUAAUAAUUUAUUACUGAAUACUCAAACAAAUUAGAAUGGAAGAUAUAAGUUUUAGACUAGUGAUGUAGGACAUUUUGUUAAUAUGGUUGAAAAGGAUAACAUUAAGGAGGCAAUUGAAGGAUUUAAUAAUAUAUUAGGACAUAAUAAUUAAGUGAAUUGCGGUAUUAAAGAUAAAUUUAUGCUUAAAUGUAUUGAAUUCGAUCAAACAAAAUAUGUUUUGGAUGCCUUGAAAUUUCAUUCAGCAAUUAGAUAUUUCCCUCAUCCUUCUGUGAUAAUCACAUUGGCUAAAAAACUUGAUAAUGAAGGAUUGAUUGAAUUAUUCAAAAUAUUGAAAACAAGUCCCUUUUUGAGAGUUGAUAGUGCCAAUCUUUCGAGUUUGAUCUAGGAUGAUCCAAAAAUAUCAUAUGAAGUUUAUAGAGUGGCUUUGUAGAAGAAUAUAAAAUUAUAACCUAAAGAUUUAUAUAGGAUUGCACGAUAGUUUUUAUCUGGCAAUAAAGUUAGAAAAGUUGGUUUUAUGACUUAAUUUGCAUAAGAAAAUGGUAACGAAAAUGACAUCUAUUCUUCAUUAAGUGUUUUAUUUACUCAUGUCUAUUUGACAAACAAACAAUAAGCUAUAGUUGAAUUAGCCAAAAUAAUUGAACACAAGGAUGGAUUGACCAUUUUGAAAGAGGAAGAGCAAUAUAUCAAACCACUCUUAGAAAUCUUAUAAAAAUAGGUGGAAAACGAUGAAAAAUGGAAACCAAGAUUAGAUGAAUUAAUAUCAAAGUUGAGUUGAUUUUAUAGAUCAAUGAAUAUAUAUUUAUAAUAUU